Messenger RNA from Lytechinus variegatus (green sea urchin), 2251 nucleotides. RefSeq names its product potassium channel subfamily K member 2-like. The transcript is spliced from 3 exons. Gene Ontology annotation, biological process: potassium ion transmembrane transport; stabilization of membrane potential. Gene Ontology annotation, molecular function: potassium ion leak channel activity. Gene Ontology annotation, cellular component: membrane. NCBI's taxonomy places the organism in Eukaryota, Metazoa, Echinodermata, Echinoidea, Temnopleuroida, Toxopneustidae. Bases 196 to 1227 code for a protein of 343 amino acids. The record is from RefSeq and is a predicted model, not a curated record.
GAAACAGAUGCACUUGACGUUAUUAUGUAACACAACGAAACUGAAUGGAUAAUAACCAUGAUUAAUCUACUUCGAGUGAAUUUUUGUGUGUGGAAAGUUUACGGUAAAAUCAGGUCGAAUACGUGUAUGUCAUUUUCAUUAGUGUGACUUAUGAACGUUAAUUAAUAUGACUUGAAAUACCGUAGAAAUGAAACAAUGGCGAAUAUCAGAAACAGCCGAGAAGAAGGGAGAGGAGGAGAAUUAGACGAGGAAGAAGACAUUCUUGACAUGGUUGAGGAACGAUGGACAGAUGGAGACGCAGAAGAAGAAGAAGCGGAGAUGUCAGUAUCAGUGAAGACGAAAUGGACGAUCAGUGCCUUCCUCCUUCUCAUUGUCUUGGGUUACCUGUUUGCCGGAGCGUUGGUUUUCCGCGCCCUCGAGCGUCCCGCCGCCGUGCAGAGCUCCCAGAACUUCCACGAUGCCCUCAGACGACUAUCAACCGAGAACGAAUGCCUGGAGGAGGAGGAUAUUGCCGAGAUGAUGAGGAUCUUGACGACGGCCAUCGAAGAAGGAGGCUACUCGAGUGGUCACCCUUACGCCUCUCAGCUGUCCACGGGAACUGUCAAUGAAUCAUUUUACGCCAAUCUUUGGGGUGUUGGUUAUGCUUUUAUCUUUGCUUCCACAGUAGUGACGACAAUGGGAUUUGGGUACACUGCUCCACGCACAGUUCCCGGUGAGGUCUUCUGCAUCUUCUACGCUGUAGCAGGCAUCUUCAUGACAGGCGGGAUCGUCCUCUCCGUUGGCCAAAUCCUCAGGGAACUCUGCUUCACAAGGAUGACUACCUGGCUGCGGAAGUGCCUGAAGUGUUGUCCAAAAGCAGGAGUGGUCCUCGCUCACAUGUCCUUGGUGUUCCCACUUGCCAUCCUGAUGCUCCUCCCGUCCACCUUGAUCUAUUUCUUCACCCAGCCAGGAUGGAGCUUCAUCGACAGUUUUUACUAUGUAUUUCAAAUCACCACCACCAUAGGAUUUGGGGACCUGGAAUCACGCUUCGUAGGAAUCCAUGUCAUUCCGCUUUAUGUUAUAAGGUUUUUUCUGUUCACCUACCUGUUUUUCUGUCUCGGAGUUGUCACUUUGUUCCUGGACGGUUUUAGAGACAAUCAGAAACAAGCUUUCACGUCCAUGUCGUCUCGUCUUUCGCGACACUCGAACAACAAGUCGAGAAAAUCCAAGGUGACAUCCGAAAGCUGACGCCAGCCGAACUCCGAAUAUUAGCGCCAAAACCGAAGAAUGAAUCACCCAACAACUCUUGGUCGAAUUUCUGUGAUUUUCAAUUAUUGUAAAAAUAGCAGAAAAAAGUAAUAAAAAAUAUUGGUGAACGUUAGAGGAAAAUCCAUUAAAGACUGAUUAACCCUUGAAGGACUGGGCUAUUUCAGAUGGAGGGGGGUGGGGGACAUGAUGUCCCCCUUCUGAUCUGGGUCGCUGAAAUUUGGCACGCACAUUCUUUACCAUAAAAAAGCUAGUAUAAAAAAAAAAUUCUGAAAAUAAUUAUUUUUCAAUUAUUGUGGAUAGAAUAUGCAAAUUUAUUCAUGAAAAACAUUAUUUGCAUAUCUUUCUUUUGCAGAUGUCAUCUUUAUAAUCUGAUUUUCCUUAUGUAUUUCUUUGUUUUUAGAAUUUCUUAUGUAUUUCCAUGUUUUUUAUUUUUGUUUUUUCAUUGUUUUUUUAAAUGGAAAUUAUUACAGACCAUUUAAAAACUGAAUUAAACUCUAAAUUUAUUAAGCAAACCAAUUAGAAUGAGAAAUAAUCACCCUUUAAGGAAUUUCAUUUCCCAUUGACUUUGUACACAAAGUAUAAAAUUUUUUGGCAUGACAUUGCCUCGUAAAAAGUCACGUGACGUCGCGAUGGUAUACCCGUAUGUCGCAAAUUUGGUCUCAAUAGUUGCGCGAGACCUCAAAACAACAAUUCAUAAAAUUUUGUGGCGCUAUCUUUUUGGCCCGAAUUCACAAAGGUGGUUUUUGCAGAAACCAUGGUUUCAACCGUGGGUUUUGCUGAUUUUGCGAUUCACAAAGGUGGUUUCAAAUGAAACCACCUUUGUGAAUUCGGGCCUUUGCGUUUCGGAAAUAUCGCGCGAAGCGUUGAGGGAGGGGGGGGGGGCAUCAUGGCCCCCAGUCCUUUUAGGGUUAAGGGAGUUAUUAGAAUUCCAAGUUUUUGAUUUGUGACCUCAUAAACGAACAGCUGCCCCAUAUUUUAUGUAAUUAAAUGUGCAUAAAUUUCA